AUGAGGAGUUCUAAAAUAGUUGAACACAUUGCAUUGUGUGCAGUUAUAAUUAAAAAAAGCAAUGUGGUUAAUGAAAGGCCGAUUGUUGGUAUUUUAUCUCAAGAACAGUCUUUUCAACUCAGAGAAAAAUACGUCGAUGAAAAUUAUACGAGUUAUAUAGCAGCUUCUUACGUUAAGGAUGUUGAAGCGUCAGGCGCUCGAGUGGUGCCUAUUCUUAUUGGAAAGGAUCGCAGUUACUAUAAACAACUCAUGGGAAAGAUAAAUGGAGUCCUACUUCCGGGUGGCGCAACAUACUUUAAUAAUUCAAACGGUUAUGCCGACGCUGGUCAGCAUAUUUACGAAAUUGCUCAGGAAUUAAAUGAUGCCGGCGAUUACUUUCCCAUAUUUGGAACUUGCUUGGGUUUUGAACUCCUCAUAAUAUUAGCGUCAGGACGAGGCAAAGAGGAAAACAGAAUUGGAUGUAAAUCUUACAGUAAUCGCAGGCUUCAUUUUAGUAAUGAUUAUUACACAAGUAAAAUGUUUAAAGAAGCUCCAAGUGAUGUUAUUGACAUUUUGAAAAACAAAGAGGUUACUGUAAACUAUCAUCAGUUUUGUAUAGUGGAUGAAAACAUAAAAUCGCACAAUCUAGAUAGAUUCUGGCGCGUGACGUCACACAGUACUGAUGAUAAUGGUUUGGAAUUCGUUUCGAGUGUUGAACAUAAAAGAUAUCCAUUUUAUGGAGUCCAGUUCCAUCCAGAGAAGAGCGCUUUUGAAUGGAAAGCUUCGAGAGGGUACCCACAUACAGCAGAGGCAGUGCGAGCAAAUCGUUAUUUUAUGGAUUUUUUCGUGGAGGAAUGUAGGAAAAAUUUUCACAGCUUUUCAAAAAACGAAAGUCAAAAUUUAAUUUAUAAUUACAAUCCACAUUAUACAGGCAUCCUAGGCAGUGCUUAUGAGCAAUGUUAUUUUUUUGAACCUAGAAGAAAUGUUUCU
Brenthis ino (lesser marbled fritillary) is the source of this 969-nucleotide messenger RNA. The record is from the annotation of a GenBank genome assembly. NCBI's taxonomy places the organism in Eukaryota, Metazoa, Arthropoda, Insecta, Lepidoptera, Nymphalidae.